AUGCCCUACAGUGAUGGCUCAGAACAGAACAAUCACUCCAGUUAUCCUCUGAAGCUUCAGCUGCAGACCAGAUACUGGUGCGCCCAGUACAGGCGAGCCGCUGGCAGUAAAGAGGUAGAAAACAUUCACAAUACAAGUGUCCAUACUGUGGCUCCUACAAAGCAAACUGCCCGCAAAUCCACCGGUGGUAAAGCACCCAGGAAACAACUGGCUACAAAAGCCGCCCGCAAGAGUGCGCCCUCUACUGGAGGGGUGAAGAAACCUCAUCAUUACAGGCCUGGUACUGUGGCACUCCGUGAAAUCAGACACUAUCAGAAGUCCACUGAACUUCUGAUCCGCAAGCUCCCCUUUCAGCGUCUGGUGCGAGAAAUUGCUCAGGACUUCAAAACAGAUCUGCACUUCCAGAGUGCAGCUAUUGGUGCUUUGCAAGAGGCAAGUGAGGCCUGUCUGGUUGGCCUUUUUGAAGAUAUCAAUCUGCAUGCUAUCCAUGCCGAACGUGUAACAAUUAUGCCAAAAGAUAUCCAGCUAGAACGCCGCAUACGCGGAGAAUGUGCUUAAGAGUCCACCAUGAGGGGAAACAUUUCAUUCUCAAAAAAAAUUUUUUUUUCCUCUUCUUCCUGUUAUCAGUAGUUCUGAAUGC
Messenger RNA from Mus pahari (shrew mouse), 640 nucleotides. Its product is annotated as histone H3.3-like. Gene Ontology annotation, molecular function: structural constituent of chromatin; protein heterodimerization activity; DNA binding. Gene Ontology annotation, cellular component: nucleosome. The transcript has 3 exons. Bases 1 to 558 code for a protein of 185 amino acids. Lineage: Eukaryota; Metazoa; Chordata; Mammalia; Rodentia; Muridae. The record is from RefSeq and is a predicted model, not a curated record.